Molecule: messenger RNA, 1647 nt
Organism: Chanos chanos (milkfish)
Lineage: Eukaryota; Metazoa; Chordata; Actinopteri; Gonorynchiformes; Chanidae
Gene: dnajb9b
Product: DnaJ heat shock protein family (Hsp40) member B9b
Exons: 3
Coding region: 76-714 (212 amino acids)
Biological process (GO): ERAD pathway
Cellular component (GO): endoplasmic reticulum
Molecular function (GO): misfolded protein binding; protein-folding chaperone binding
Source: RefSeq, a predicted model, not a curated record
GCUGCAUAGACUAGAGGCGUACUUGAAGCAAAUACAAGUCCUCAACACACGGAGCUGGUGCACAGAGCCGCAGUCAUGGCAACUGCACAAUCCAUGUUCAUUGCAGCUGUAUGCAUUCUUUUAAUUAGCGAGCUCGUCCUCGCUGAAAAAGACUAUUACGAGAUUCUGGGUGUUUCGAAAGAAGCCUCCGAGCGUCAGAUCAAAAAGGCUUUCCACAAAUUAGCCAGGAAGUAUCAUCCAGACAAGAACAAGAGCCCAGAUGCAGAGGCAAGAUUCAGGGAAAUUGCUGAGGCCUAUGAAACAUUGUCAGAUGAGAAGAGGAGGCAGGAGUAUGAUGAGUCCAGGAGAAAUCCAUUCUCCACUGCAGGCCACGGAGACAGGCACUUUCAUCAGUCAUCAUUUACUUUCAACUUUGAUGAUCUUUUUAGAGACUUUGAGAUCUUUGACAAGAGACCACAUUCCCAAUUUGGGGGACAUUAUGAAAGUCAUUUUGAGACCCAGCAGGAGUCACAAAGUUGGCAAAGGAGCCAUUUCCAAAGUUCGUUUAGAGGAGGUAUGUUUGAUGACAUGUUUGAAGAUAUGGAGAGAAUGUUCUCAUUUGGCCAACAUCCUACUGGGGCUGAGGGCAGGUUUCAUGGCUCAGGAAGACAGGCCUGCCGAACUGUGACGCAGCGCAGAGGAAACAUCGUGUCUACAUACAGAGACUGCUCCUGAUUCAAAAAUCACCCAUAAGUGUCCCUUGCAACCCCCCCCCCCCCCCCUUCAGUGCAAUAAUCUCAUUUUGGAGCCAUUGAUGCUUAAUGAGUUGUUUGUUGUUGAAAAUGACAAUUGUUUCUUGUUUUGAAGUGGUUUUGAAGUCCUCAUCCUCUGUAAACAUCACAAGAGCAGAGAGGAGAUGAAAAACAAGCUUUGAGAAUGCAGGACAUGCUUUUGGUUCCAGAUAUUAAGACAGUAAAGCUUUUUUUUCUGUGUGCUUUUGAACGGAUACUUCCCAAAACUUGUUUACAGUUAUCUGUCAGAUUACAGAUCGCUCACUCUUUUUAUAGUAUCACUCUCAUUCAUGAAUGACUUUGAUUUUAUUUUUGCCUUAUUCUCAGGGAGGUGAAAUUUGUAUGAAUGUGCAAUAAUUACCAAUUGAUUUAUUUGCCUUUGCAAAUUAACUAAGCUUUGACAAAGUAUGAUAGUUGUGCUUCCACUUUCUAAAUAUUAGUAAUACAGCUACAAUAAGACCAUGCUUGUUAAAAAGGGUUGUGUGUUGAUCAAAGUUUGUCAUUUGGGUUAUUAAAUCUACAUCACACAUGUGCUAUUUCUGUGGCUGAGAACAGUGAGCAAAAACUUGCUUAACUUUCCUAGGGAAGGUCUCUGUGGUACUGUCAUUGUGGUUAACUGUGGUAACUUGACAAAGUAUACCCCGUUAGGAGCAGAGCACUUAAUUUUAAAUAUACAAUAGCAGAUCCCCUUGGUCAUUGUCUCAAUAUUUUAUGUCUCCAUCAACUGUUACGCUUGAUAUAUUUUUUUUUGUCAUCAUAAAAAAUGUGCAAUAUUCGUGUCUAGUGCCUUAUGCAUUGUUUGAAACAUCUUAUUUUGAGUACUGAUCCCCUGUUGUGUGUAAGUUAUAACAAACUGUGUUUGUGAAAUUAAAUUUUG